This is a messenger RNA of Pygocentrus nattereri (red-bellied piranha), 1241 nucleotides long. RefSeq lists its product as uncharacterized. The transcript is spliced from 7 exons. Gene Ontology annotation, biological process: response to bacterium. The coding region runs from base 87 to 1097 and encodes 336 amino acids. Lineage: Eukaryota; Metazoa; Chordata; Actinopteri; Characiformes; Serrasalmidae. The record is from RefSeq and is a predicted model, not a curated record.
GUAAGUGCAGAGUGAUGCACACAUCCUACCUACACCUCUAAAGAUUAUUUCCGUCAUAUUAGAUACGUCAUUUGAAGAGUUGGGCAAUGAUUCAUUUUUAUGUAGCUAUUUUAUUCCACACAGCAGUAGGUAGCUCCUCAAACAUUGAUGUUCCCUGUGUAGAUGGGAUGAAGUUCAUUCAGAGUGGGCAAAGUAUCACUCUCAAUUGUCCUUUUGCAACUUUUGACACAAUAACAUCUACAUGGCUCAAACAGACUCCAGGAGAAAAGCUUCUUCUCAUUGCUGCUGCUUUUCGUUCUACAGCAGUUAAAUACCACAAUGGUUUCAACAAGAGUGGCCGUUUUAAUUCAUCAAGAGAAAAGGGCAGUUUUACUCUGAGUAUCUCAAAUGCAGAACCAUCUGAUUCAGCUACUUAUUACUGUGCAGUCUCAGAUUUUUCAGACACUGCAUUAUUAGGCUGCACAGUUUUAGUCCUCAAAGGUUCGUCUUCAAGCGUCUCUGCUGUUCUCCAGCCUCCUGUAUCAGAGCCUGUUGAACUGGGAGGAGAUACAACUUUGCAGUGUUCAAUACUCACAGAUGCGUCUGCAGGAGAUCACAGUGUGUACUGGUUCAGACAUGGAUCAGGAGAAUCCCAUCCAGGAAUCAUUUACACUCAUGGAAACAGGAGUGAUGAGUGUAAGAAAAGCUCUGAGACUGAUUCUCCUACACAGAGCUGCGUCUACAAACUCCCCAAGACAAACCUCAGCCUCUCUGAUGCUGGAACUUACUACUGUGCUGUGCUCAUGUGUGGAGAGAUCAUCAUUGGGAACGGAACUAAACUUGAGUUUGCAGGGAGCAGAGUUUUGGAUCCAGCCAUUCUUGGUUUAGCUACAUCAAACAUCAUCUUCAUGGCUGUGGUUUUAUUUCUGUGCAGAAAAUUACACAACAGUUAUAAAGGUGCUGCUGAUGGUCACAUAGUUCGAGUAAAUCAGGCUGAAGACACUGACGUCUUGAACUAUGCAGCUCUAAGCUUUGCUCAGUCUUCCUCCUCAAGAAUUAGCAGAAUAAAGAACAGCAGAGAUCAGCCUGUGUACGCACAGGUAAAUACCCAUCAGUAGAAACAACAUCAGAGUUACAAUCAAACCUGGAAAUCUACUGUCAUCAUAACUACUCUGUAAACUGUGUUCACACAGACUCAUGUGGAAUGUCAUUAUUACUAUAAAUCACUGAAUCUCUGUAUGUGUUUGUAAUGAAGUAUUUUG